Molecule: messenger RNA, 4318 nt
Organism: Danaus plexippus (monarch butterfly)
Lineage: Eukaryota; Metazoa; Arthropoda; Insecta; Lepidoptera; Nymphalidae
Product: probable phosphorylase b kinase regulatory subunit alpha
Exons: 20
Coding region: 116-3856 (1246 amino acids)
Biological process (GO): glycogen metabolic process
Cellular component (GO): phosphorylase kinase complex
Molecular function (GO): calmodulin binding
Source: RefSeq, a predicted model, not a curated record
ACGACUUUCAAAUGACAUAUUCAUCAAAAUAAAAUUUUAUUUGAAAUCAUUGUUCUGACUUUUGUAUAGUUUUGUAUAGGUAGAAUUAGAAAAGAGUGCGCAAUUUCGUAGAGAAAUGAGGACCCGAAGCAAUUCGGGGGUCCGAUUAGAUUAUUAUCAAAGAGUUGUUCAUAAACUAAUUUUAGACCACCAGCAACCCGUUACGGGUUUGUUUCCAGCCAGCUCUAAUAAUGAUCAUGCCUGGAUUAGAGACAACUUAUACUGCAUACUGGCAGUAUGGGGCCUCUCUAUGGCAUUUAAGAAAAUCGCCGAUCAGGAUGAAGAUAGAGCUAAAACCUAUGAGUUGGAACAGAGUUGUGUGAAAUUGAUGAGGGGAUUAUUAAAUGCUAUGAUGCAGCAAAAAGAUAAAGUGGAGAAAUUUAAGAGCACACAACAUCCACUGGAUUCUUUGCAUGCUAAGUACUCAUCUAUCACUGGCUGCACAGUUGUUAAGGACAAUGAAUGGGGCCAUCUACAAAUAGAUGCUAUCUCACUCUAUCUUCUGAUACUUGCUCAGAUGACUGCCUCUGGUCUGCAAAUAGUAUUCUCCCUGGAUGAGGUGGCAUUGAUUCAAAACUUAGUAUUCUAUAUAGAGUCUGCUUACUGCACUCCUGAUUAUGGUAUAUGGGAAAGAGGAGACAAAACAAACCAUGGCUUACCUGAACUAAAUGCUAGUUCCAUUGGCAUGGCUAAGGCAGCCCUCGAAGCAAUGAAUGAGCUCGAUCUAUUUGGUGCUAGAGGAGGGCCAUCUAGUGUUAUUCAUGUAUUGGCAGAUGAAGCACAGAAAUGCCAGGCUGUGUUACAAUCAAUGCUACCUAGAGAGUCUAACAGUAAAGAAUUGGAUUCUGGUCUACUCUCAAUAAUAAGUUACCCAGCAUUUGCAGUUGAUGACCCUCAACUUAUUAACAAAACGAGGGAGACAAUUGUGUCAAAACUGCAAGGGAAGUACGGCUGUAAACGUUUCUUAAGAGACGGUCACAAGACACCACGAGAAGACCCCAACAGACUGUAUUAUGAACCUUGGGAAUUGAGAAUGUUUGAGAAUAUUGAAUGCGAGUGGCCACUGUUCUUCUGCUACUUGAUCUUGGAUUACUGGUUCCAGAAUGAUAAAACCAAUGCAACAGAAUAUUUGCAGAAGCUUGAGAAGAUCAUGAUAAGGAAAGAGGAUGAUGGAAUCAAACUGGUACCGGAGUUGUAUGCUGUUCCCAUUGAUAAAGCCAAUCAAGAGCAGCAGGAACCCGGCAGCCAGGAUAGAAUACCUUUGGGAAGAUGUCCGUUCCUCUGGGGUCAGUCACUUUACAUACUUGGAAAGUUAUUGCAAGAGGGAUUUUUGGCAGUUGGAGAAUUAGAUCCACUGAACAGGAGAUUGUGUUCUGAGAAGAAGCCUGAUGUCGUUGUCCAGAUUGUCAUACUGGCGGAGGACAAUGAGAUCAGGGACAAGCUUCUGGAGUAUGACCUUCAUGUUCAGACCAUCAGUGAGGUGGCGCCUAUUGAAGUACAGCCCGCCAGGGUGCUGAGCCAUUUAUAUACUUACUUAGGUAGAAAUAAGAAGCUGGGUCUGUCAGGUAGAAAAUCCCGCGAUGUGGGUAUACUGAGCACAAGCAAACUGUACUCUUUAAAUGAUCGGAUAUUUGCGUUCACACCACAGAACUUCGACUACGAGGAGUACUACAUGACUCGCGACCCGGCGUUGCUCGCCAGUACCUUCACCGCCAACGUGGCCUUCCUCGGCAUGAGCUGGACACAAAUGUUGGGUCGACCCACAGUCACCUUACUCGCCACCCAGUACCUGCUCGAUCAAGGCAAAAUCCCAAUGGCCAUGAUAACGACGAUGAAGAAACUCAAAUCCGGCUACAUCAACGGCACCAGGGUGAUGCUGGGGAACCUGGGCGACUUCCUGAACACGUCCGCCAUCACCAACCUGAGCUUCCUGGGCAGCCAGGAGGAAGGCUAUCCCGACAAACUGAACCCUCAAGUCCAGAGUUACCUGGAGGAGCAUCUGCUGCGGUCGCUGAGCUCGCGCUGGUCGUUCGCGAAGGGAACCCCCGGCGCCCGCCGGCCCGCGCUCCGGCGGCGGAUGUCCGUCAGGGGCGCCAUACGGAAGACACGCUCCAUCAACGUGGACUCUGAAACACUCGGCAUGGAAGGUGAACAUACGGGACCACACCUGGAGAGGAAGUCCUCGUGGCUGGAGAUAGAUCCCACUUUUGGAAAGAGCCCAUCUCCAGAGAAGAGGGCGUUCACGAAAGGUACAUCGACCACCAGCCUGGGAGUGGUGGGAGCCGGACCGGCCAUAGAGAUCACUAAAGAAGAUACACCUUCACCGCCCAAGGAAGAAGGUCCACCUGGUCCGAGCGUUCCCCGGAGCCGCACCUGGUCUGAUAACUCGUACUCGGAGCACGAGACGGCGGAGCUGCUGGCGGCGCUGAGGGACCUUGACAAUCUGGACGACCAGGGGGACAUCCUCCAGUACCUGGUCGACACGCACGGCCUGGACUACAACACCGGCAUCACAGAGAACGGUAAAGCGGUGACGGUGAGAGAUCUGCUCAAGGUGUUGUAUGAGAAGGCGUGCACUCAGAAGCUGUGGGGUCUGGUGAGACACACGGCCGGCAUGCUGGGGAAGAGGGUCGAGGACCUGGCCAAGGCCGUGACGGAUCUGCUGGUCCGCCAGAAGCAGAUCACGGUCGGCAUGCCGCCUAACAAUGAGCACACCGUGACGGCGCCCUUGCCGGAGAACGAGCUGAGACAUCUCAUACAUCUGUCGCUCCGGCGAGAGGGUCGCGGGAGUUGCAAGAAGGCGUACGGUGACGAUGAGAGUACGGCCAUGCUGACCCAGGAGCUGCUGGUGUACCUCGCCAUGUUCAUCCGGACCGAACCGCAGCUGUUCCUCGAGAUGCUGAGGCUGAGGGUCGGACUCAUUAUACAGGUGAUGGCGACCGAACUCUCUCGGACGUUGUCGUGCACCGGCGAGGAGGCGUCCGAGCACCUUCUCAACCUGUCUCCCUUCGAGAUGAAGAACCUUCUGCAUCACAUACUCAGCGGAAAGGAGUUCGCCAUCAAUAGCGCAAACUCACAAAUAAUUGUAUUAAAGGAAAAAUACGGUAAAACGAAAGCCGGGCGGGGGAACUUCUCCAUAGUGAGCAACAAAUCAAACCGCUACACCAAAAAGUCACAGAUCAUUCUGGAAGGACAAGGACUCCAAGGCACCAUCGACGAAGGUCCGUCGUGCGAACCGGACCGGCAGGGUCAGUGGUUGAGACGGCGUCGACUGGACGGAGCCCUCAACCGGGUUCCUAGGGACUUCUACCCUCGGGUGUGGGGCGUCCUAGAGAAGUGUCAAGGUCUGGCCAUACAGGGGAAGGUGCUGCAGCCGAACCUGACCCAGGAGAUGACUCCCGGAGAGUUGAAGUUCGCGCUCGCCGUGGAGACCGUCCUCAACUCGAUCCCGCAGCCAGAGUACCGGCAGCUGAUAGUGGAGGCGCUCAUGGUGGUGACCCUGGUGGUGGAGUACAAGGCGGUCGCCCACCUCGGCGGGCUCAUCACCGUGGAACACUUGGUGCAUAAAGCCAAUAAGAUAUUUUUGGAAGAUCAGAUUCGCGUGAACGGAGACGCGACCUUGUGUUGCGCGAAGGCGUCUGCGGGCGACAGCGGGGGCGGGGCUCUGUGCGGGGGCGCGGCCGGCGUGUGCCAGCACCUGUACGACAGCGCGCCCAGCGGCAGCUACGGCACCAUGACCUACCUGGCCCGAGCCGUCGCCUCGCUUCUCGGGGAGAGACUCCCGCACGACCAGCCCCUGGAGUGUACGGUCACAUAGCUUCUGCUCAUUACACGACCUCGAGGAGCGUGGCUUAUAGAGAUCGCCAGCACCUUGUAUAUCUGAAUGCGCCACCUGAUGUCCUAAAUACAAUCAUAUUUAGAGAAACAGUUGUUAGUCGUAAGUGUAUUGCAUUAUAAAUGUUCAGACAAUAUGUUGAGUGAUACUGUAUUGAAAAAUUUCUCGUCUCAAGGCGCCAUUUUGUUUUGUCAUAAUCGUUUUUAUAGAUCUGUGUUUCCCAGUUUAAAAAAUAUUUAUAUAAAUUGAUCCUAUGAUUAAUAUUAUUGUACCGGCUUUAAUUUAUAAUUUAACUAUACGUUGAAUACACAGGUUCCUGUGUAAGGUCCUUAGAGCAUAUUAUAGAAAUGAAAAGGAUUUUAUAAGAAUAAUUCGGUUCAUCAAAUGUUUAUUUUAAUAGAUUUAGUAUUGAUUGUUGAGUAUUAUUAUACAGAUAAAAAAUUG